AUGCCAUUCAGGAAUCCAGAGUACCAUGUGCCUGGAGCACCAUCACUCGAAACUGCCGCUCUCAACCAUGAAUCCGCCGUCAAUCCUCGAGCAUCUCCACCACUGCACGCGCAGGCCAUCUGUGGCUAUGAUGAACUCUGCGGCCAUACCGCCCGCGACAUCGACGACCCAUUAGGCUUUCCUCCAUCGCGGCGGCAGAGUGGACACAAGAGACGACGGCCGUUUGGAACAGGAGCCACUCGAACCAUAGAUCCUCCGCCGAGAAACGACGAAAUCCCGCCGCCCAUCGCAAAAGAAGAGCGGAGCGUGCAAAAAGCGAAGGGGAAAAAAGUUCAUAGAGUUCUCUCGGUCGCUUUUGCCGAUGUCUGGAUUGAAGGGCUAGAUUGCACUUUCCGCCCUGCUGUCCCUUUUGUCCCCUUUUUCAUUGCGGACGAGUUUACGCAGAAUCGUCCCUCAGUCUUCAGAUGGAGGCAUCUUGAAUCCUCUCAAUAUCGCCACGUUAUGAUGUUACGCCCGAGUCCUGGUACGUUGAUGCAGAAGACGUAUGAUGAUUGCUAUUUGACAUGCUCGACUGCUGUGUAUUUUGAAUCAAAGAAUAAUGAAGAAGAGGCCCUGCGGUCAUGGAGAGACGCCCUUGAAACCAUAUGCCGCCACAAUGCUUCGGUAUCAUCAAGCUACGUUCCGCAGAAUGAAACGGAGCGCGCCCUACAAAAGUCGAUACAGGAACUAGAACUGCAGUGUAAAGAGCGUAUAGACCUGCUUGAAGCUCUACGAGAGAGCCGAAGGACAGCUGGAUUAGAAACGGGAUUGAACGCAUUGGAAUUGGGGGGCAGAUAUGACACUGGAGGACAUAAUGCGAACGCAGGGUCGAACAGCGGCAUUUUUGCGAAUACAGGUUGGAUUGGGGAUGGGACGAUUCCGUCCCUAGGUUAUCCAGACCUUCCACGACCAAGUUUACCUCCUCGAAUCCAACCUCGCGACACAAACCAAGGGCAUAGUACCUCGACCCUACCAACAAUCUCGAGGACCACGAGUUCUGAGAAAAAGAAAACGCUUUUGCCGACAUUGAGAGGAAGUAAAGACAAGAAAUCUUCGCCUGAGAACAGGAGUGGCUCGCUUCACAUAUCUCGGCCAGCUGCCUCUAAAGCGGCAGAUCUAGCAUGGAAUUCCUCGCAUGCCCGGCCAUCGGCGCCUACCAUGACCCACACCUCACCUGCGAGUGAAUUCGCUAGUAGGAAAUGGGCUGAAUCGAGUCCGCGAUCAGAGUCCCAUUCGAAGAAACCGUCAGUUUCUGCUGUUGACUUUGCCUCAGGCGCUGCGGCGGCCGCUACCCGUCGGCCCACAAAUGUUGAGUCGACGGCCGAGAACUUAAAUGCCUCUCAAACAUGGGACCGGAAUCUGGAUACAAAAGAUAGCCCUUACGCGAAACGUUCGCCUAUGUCGAAAUCUGCUGCCCCUGCUGCUGCGUACCCGACCUAUCGAAAAGAGUACCCUGAAUCCAGACACACACCAGCAUCCGUCCCUACAACUCAAGAUAAAAAGACGAUGUCCGCAUCUCAAAGGCAUGUUCACAGCCCGAGAACAUCACCUAAACAACCACGAACCCCCGGAAGAGGCCCGCCCUCCAAUCCUACCUCUUCUAAGAAAAGGAGCGAGCAAGCAUGUAGGCCCAGCGCCACAGGUAGUGGUGACAGAUCUGAGAGACCGAACAUUAAAGAUAGGCGCUCUAGUUCUGGUAGAGGUCUAGCUACACAUUUGGAGAAGGAUCAAUCAAGGCCAUCAUCGAGAAUGUCUGGGGCUGGAAUCCAACCGGUUGCCGAUGACGAGGAGGACCCGUUCGUCGAGGAUAUGGAGGAAGAUGAUGGGCUCGGCGACAUUUUAAACAAUCUUCCUAAAGGUGUCGAUCGCGAUGCUGCCGGCCAAAUCUUAAAUGAGAUUGUUGUCCGGGGCGAUGAGGUGCACUGGGAUGACAUUGCUGGGUUGGAAAUUGCAAAGAAAGCUUUGAAAGAAGCUGUUGUUUAUCCCUUCCUUCGACCAGAUCUGUUUAUGGGUCUCCGAGAGCCCACGAGAGGAAUGUUACUUUUCGGCCCCCCUGGAACUGGGAAAACCAUGCUUGCAAGAGCAGUGGCUACGGAGUCAAAGUCGACAUUCUUCUCAAUAUCAGCUACGAGCUUGACAUCCAAGUGGCAUGGAGAGAGCGAGAAACUUGUGCGGACUCUAUUCGCUUUAGCAAAAGCCAUGGCGCCGUCAAUCAUAUUUGUGGACGAGAUUGAUUCUCUCCUCGCGUCUCGCGCAUCUGGUGACCAUGAUGCUACUCGCCGUUCGAAAACGCAGUUUCUCAUCGAAUGGUCUGAUCUUCAGCGUGCUGCUGCCGGCCGGGAACAGACAAACAAAGAGAAUCCCAAAGGUGAUGCAACGAGAGUUUUGGUGCUUGGUGCAACCAAUAUGCCAUGGGAUAUUGAUGAGGCUGCUCGACGUAGAUUCGCUCGCAGACAAUAUAUCCCUUUGCCAGAAGAUGAUGUGCGAAAACUGCAAAUUCAAAAGCUGCUCAGCCAUCAACAGCAUGACUUAUCGGAAGAAGAAUUUGAUAUUUUGGUCAAGGCUACUGAUGGGUUCUCCGGCUCCGAUAUUACAGCGCUCGCAAAAGACGCUGCUAUGGGGCCUCUCCGAAAACUUGGGGAAGCGCUUCUCGACACGUCCAUGGAUGAAAUAUGUCCGAUCCGCUUCAGAGAUUUUGAAGCGUCCCUUGACUCGAUCAGGCCUAGUGUUAGCCGCGAACGGUUAAGCCUUUAUGAAAACUGGGCACAAGAUUUUGGCGAGCGUGGAUCUUAG
Uncinocarpus reesii 1704 is the source of this 2832-nucleotide messenger RNA. RefSeq names its product spastin. The transcript is spliced from 4 exons. The record is from RefSeq and is a predicted model, not a curated record. The coding region runs from base 1 to 2832 and encodes 943 amino acids. Lineage: Eukaryota; Fungi; Ascomycota; Eurotiomycetes; Onygenales; Onygenaceae. Gene Ontology annotation, molecular function: ATP hydrolysis activity; ATP binding.